This is a messenger RNA of Neospora caninum, 663 nucleotides long. RefSeq lists its product as hypothetical. The record is from RefSeq and is a predicted model, not a curated record. NCBI's taxonomy places the organism in Eukaryota, Apicomplexa, Conoidasida, Eucoccidiorida, Sarcocystidae. The coding region runs from base 1 to 663 and encodes 220 amino acids. The transcript is spliced from 7 exons.
AUGGCAAAUCCGUCAGUGCCCGUGUCCUCGCCCCCAACAAGGGGAGGCUUCUUGCUUGUUGAUCCCAGGUGUACAGACACCCUGUUUGCCCCCCUCCAGGACGCUCAGUGCGGGAAACAGGUUCUCUCUGCGUGCCUAAGCAUUGGCGUUCUCGUGGGCGGCAGUCUCGUCAAGCUUCCGCAACUCAUCAAGAUCUUGAGAGCCCAGAGCGUGGAGGGUCUGGCCGAGAUGUCGGUUUUUGUUGAAGCCAUCAGCUCUUCCAUCUUUGUGUCAUACAAUGUCCUCGAGGGGCAUCCAUUUGCGACAUGGGGAGAAAUGCUCUUCGUCUUCUUCUGCUCGCGCCUGCCGCAAAUCAAACAGAACUGGACGCAGAAGCACACCGGCCAGCUCUCCGCAGUCACGGGCGUUCUGAUGCUCUGCGGGAACCUCGCGCGUCUCUUCACGUCGCUGGUCUCCCUGUCUGACCAGUUUGUGGUGUUGUCUUGCUCUCUCGCCACGAUUCUGAACGCGAUUCCGCUUUUCCAGAGCGGGGGACAGCUUGCCGUCAGCGGCGGAGGCUCUGCGCCCAGGAUGUUUCUGUACCGCGAAAACACAGCGAAAGUCCUCGGCCGGGGCAGCCUGCAAGGCGCCGCUUCCCCCGGAAGCAAGCGGAAGGCAGCGUGA